This is a messenger RNA of Halichondria panicea, 862 nucleotides long. RefSeq names its product dehydrodolichyl diphosphate synthase complex subunit nus1-like. The transcript is spliced from 5 exons. Gene Ontology annotation, cellular component: dehydrodolichyl diphosphate synthase complex; endoplasmic reticulum membrane. NCBI's taxonomy places the organism in Eukaryota, Metazoa, Porifera, Demospongiae, Suberitida, Halichondriidae. Bases 1 to 774 code for a protein of 257 amino acids. The record is from RefSeq and is a predicted model, not a curated record. Gene Ontology annotation, molecular function: ditrans,polycis-polyprenyl diphosphate synthase [(2E,6E)-farnesyl diphosphate specific] activity.
AUGGGUGUGACUGAAGGACUGUUGAGUUUUACACUGUCUACACUCCACUACUCCAGAAUGUUCAAGAUUUACGUUGGUUAUGCUCUUGGUUGGUUAUGGACUAGUAUGCUAUUUGUCUUAAAACACAAAGGAACAAAAUUAGAGGCUAUUCAGGAGGAUGCAAAUACUUUGAACAAGAUUCCACUGCAUAUUGCCAUUCUUGUCAACAGUAGAGAAGAACAAUUGAACUUAGACGAUCUAGCAAGGCUUGUUGUAUGGGCAUUGGCAUCUGGUAUCAAUACAGUAUCCCUCUACAGCCCCAAUGAUACUCUCAAUGAAAAACUUAUAACUCUCCGCCAGUGUAUUGUUCGGCAUCAUCAAGUGAUGUUCAGCCCACCAGUGCCUCUGGUGGAAGUCACCGAGUUACCACAGCUUAGUGCCAGUAAACAUGGCUCAUGUCCUGGUCACACAGUGCUGGUACUCUCUCCAAAAGACGGGCGACAGAGAUUGACUGAGCUAGCUAGAAAAUUAUCAACAUCAGUCCUCAAACGACAGAUCAGAGUAACAGAUGUAGACUGUCAUUUACUCACGGAUAAAUUAGUAUUGAGCAGCAACAUACCUGAUCCAGAUCUGGCCUUGGUUUGUGGAGGCACCUCCAGCACCCUCGGAUUCCCUCCAUGGCAACUGAGACUUACUGAGAUACAAACACUCCAGGGCCACGGGAAGGUGACAUAUCAAGAUUUUUUCCAAUCGUUACAAAGAUUUGCUAAAUGCCAACAGAGAUACGGCAAAUAGCACAGCAAUGUACUAUUAAUAGGAGUUCUAUUUUGUAUUUAUUAUGUUCACAAUAAUUAUAAUAUUAUUUAUUAGCGAUAACAUGUGA